Dibothriocephalus latus is the source of this 258-nucleotide messenger RNA. Lineage: Eukaryota; Metazoa; Platyhelminthes; Cestoda; Diphyllobothriidea; Diphyllobothriidae. The record is from the annotation of a GenBank genome assembly.
AUGAUGCUAAGUAACCUAGCUCCCGCAUUUACCUUUCAGCUCAUGUUGAAGUCAGGCCAAAGCUUUAAAAGGGGCGAUAUCAUCGUGACGGAUACCACCCUAGCCCAUGCUCUCAAUGAAUCCGAAAUGACCAAUUACUGUGCCUACUGUGUAACCGCGUCAGACAACCUGUUACGCUGCGCCCAGUGCAAAAGUGUCUACUACUGCAACCGUCAGUGUCAAAAGGCCGGCUGGGCAUUCGGUCAUCGUGGUGAAUGA